Molecule: messenger RNA, 5707 nt
Organism: Fundulus heteroclitus (mummichog)
Lineage: Eukaryota; Metazoa; Chordata; Actinopteri; Cyprinodontiformes; Fundulidae
Product: SPHK1 interactor, AKAP domain containing
Cellular component (GO): cytoplasm
Molecular function (GO): protein kinase A binding
Source: RefSeq, a predicted model, not a curated record
AAUCAUCUCUCACCGGUUCCACCUGUUUCCACCUCCAUAUAAACUGCGUUCAGACCAGUCAUCAGUGCCAGAUCAUCUUUCUGCGCAUUUCGGUAACAGGCCGUGACUGGAAGGUGUAGGACGGAGCAGACUGAAGAUGCUGUCGAUGCUGAUCACAGCACUGCGGAGCUUCACUGAGCUCAACUUCCAGUCGUCUGCCAUGUUUGAAGGGUCUGAGUCCGGCGAGGUGGAGGGCGGGAGCACCGUCGCUUCAUCCAUCAGCGCCUGCAAGAAGGUUCUGUGCAGCAACAGCGUCCUGGACUCCUCCGAGUACUGGCUGAAGAACGAAAAGACUCUGUGCCGGCUGGGCCUGCUGGAUGAUGAUGCAGACGGCAGCUGCACCCUGAUCUGUUUUGUGAAUCUGGACCCUCGCAAAACAAACUGUCGAGAUGAUGAAAACAACAAGAAACUGGCAUCAGUGUCUCCAGACCUGCCAAAGCUUGUUGAAUUACUGACCAUCCACCAGCCCAAAGAAAAUGAGAUCCUACUGCUUGGUGGCCUGGGAGCCGCAGAAACAUGCCAAGCACACCCACACUCCCCCCAGCAGGGCGGGCAGCGCACAGGUGUGUGUCUGCUUCCAUGUUCCAGGAAGAGGCUGCACAGCCCUCCUGCAAGCAUCGUCUUUGAGAUCAACAAGUUUCUGAUCGGUAUGCAGUGGGGGACGGAGCGCCAGAUUCAGCAAGUCCGAGCCGCUGGACAGAAGGUUGAUGAUGACACCAAUCGCUCGAUCUCGUCCAUCGAAGAGGACUUUCAGACAGCAUUAGAACACCUCGGAGAGGAAAGUGAAGAUGAUGGCUUGAGAAUUGAAGCAGAGAGUGGCGACGUGGGGCACAGCUCAGCCGAGGCGGCGCAGAAACACUGUGUCAGACAUGCAUGUCACAGGGGACAGCUGGCGCGUCAUCACAGCCAGGACGACGGUGACGCAAAAAGGGAGGGGCUUCCAAGUGUGAGUCUUCAUACAAAAGAAUCCGCCGGCCACUACGCAACCAACCUAGCUGAGUCGGUAUUGCAAGAUGCCUUCAUACGCCUUUCUCAAGAUGAAACGUCCUUCGUCCCUGAGGCGGCAAUCAGCGUGUCCCUCUCUAGUUGUCCUUCCAACAGACCUUCAAAGAACAGACAGCCUUCCCAGCAGCGCACCUGCUCCUUUGAGCUACCUAAAAUUGUCAUAGUUCAGAGCCCAGACAAUUCAGAUGGAGCUGCAGAAUGGUCAGAGACGCAGCCAUCACACGCUCACGAUCACAACAUGCCUGAAAAAACAGAGGAACGGCCUGAGACUGGGACCGUUGCUCCAACACCUCAGCACAGCGGUGGACACAAACACGUUGGGAUGGCGUUGGCCUGUGCCGCCGCUGUUAUUGGCACCAUUUCUUCGCCGCAACUGACCGAACAGCUCGCUCUCGAAUCUGCUUCAGUGGAGGCAGGAGAGGAGGAGCUGCAGGAAGUAAAGGAAAAAAGCGACUUCUCUGUCUCUUCAGCUAUGUGCGGCAUGGCUCAAGUAGCUGGAGCGGUAGCGGCCGUGGAGUUAUCCGAGGACUCAGCAGGAAGGUGCGAUUCCGACGCAGAUCCCACUGACAUCUACACGGCCUCCCAGGGUCUGAUGUCCGCAGCCAAGGCCUCCACAGCCUUCCCGCUGCACUGCAACGUGGCAGCAGGCACAAGCGUGGAAGCAUUUCGAGCUAAUAUUGCUGAGGUCUUGCACAGGGAAGCGGCAGAGGUCCUGACUCAACCACAGGGUUAUAACAGUGUGGCACACCUGCUGGAGACCACACAUAACAAAAUAGUGGAUGGCAUUACAUGUCCCAAAAAAUACUGCAUGGAUGAAAGUGAGGUGGAUGACCUGAUAAACGAGGUGGCCGACAGCCUAUUCAAGCAUGCUUUGGAGAAGGCGAAGAAGAGAAAGGAGCUGGAAGGUGCUGGAAAAGAUGCGCCCAGCCUCCAGGUCUUUCUUCAGGACAGCGUAAACAACUUGCUGUUUGAUAUUCUCUUCUUGACCCAGAAGAAGAUCAGUCAUAUUUCCAAGGGUGACCAAGGGACGGAGGAAGCAUCUGACACUGAUGUUUGUGCUCAGAAGCCUGCUGCUGCAAAGGAGAACAAGGAUCCAUUGAGUCAGCUGAAGAGCUUGGUCAGCAAUAGUCACUCCGCCAACAGCGAGAACCUGAGUGCCAUGCUCCACUGCACAGAGAGGUUUUCCACAGUUCCCGGACUGAAGCAGAAACAGGUGUCUGAAGAAGGGGACGUGCUGGCUUCUUCCUCCACAGCGCACUUUAAAGACCAACAGCUGCAGUCCCAACGCAGACUCAGUCAGCCCAAACCUAAAGACUUGCCCGAUCAGCAGCAGAACAAUGGUGCCAUCAGAGAACCUUUUGGUGACAUGCCAGCUCACAGCACAGAGAGGAGGGGUCGAUUGGUGAUGGGCGGUGACAGCAAACAGACCUCCCUAAUUUCACAGUCCUCUCUCAACUCCUGUAGCUCCCUCCUCUCCUUAAGAACGGACGCUGACUCCAGGGCACCUAUCACUUGUUAUGCCGAGGAUUUGGCUGCCACGGUGGUGUCAAUGGCCACGGAGCUGGCAGCCAUCUGUCUGGAAAACUCCACCGGGAAACAGCCUUGGUUCUGCGCCCUUAACGGGACAUCAGCCGAAGUAACAGAGACCUACUUGAUGCCAGCUUGUCGCACAGUUUUAAGGCGAAAGGAGUGUCAAAGCAGCAACGCAGCCUCUAGGAAACACCGGGCCCCGCGACUCAGCGAGAUUAAGAGAAAAACAGAGGAGCAACCAGAACUGAUGGAGAGGCUGGUUAACCGGGUGGUGGAUGAAUCGGUCAACCUGGACGAACCGCAGGACCCGUUUGCCCUGUUCGCCUCUGAAGUCACGGCAAGAAUCAUGAAUUGCCCCGAACUCAACGUGGUGGAUACCUCCAAGACUGGCCAGCAGCGCAGCAGGCUGCAGUGUGAAAAGUGGAGCCGCGUAAAAGCGUCUAGUUAUGAGAGCAUUCCAGAGGAGGAUGCGGACCCCUCGGGCGCACCCAACACCUUGGGCCCAGGCAGUCGCUUAGGUCAGAACCUAAGCCGUGGUAGCUCCAUUUCUAAGCAGUCCAGCUGCGAGAGCAUCACGGAUGAGUUCUCACGGUUCAUGGUAAACCAAAUGGAGACUGAGGGCAGGGGGUUUGACCUUUUGCUGGACUACUAUGCAGGGAAGAACGCCAGCACCAUCCUGGCCGCAGCCGUGCAGCAGGCUGCCACAAAGAAAAACGGCCACCUUAAUGUCAGAGCUUCCUCCUGCCUAUCCAAGCAGUCGAGCACAGAGAGCAUCACAGAGGAAUUCUACCGCUUCAUGCUCCGGGACAUGGACAAGGAGAACAAAGACUAUGGCAUUGCCAAAACUAAAGAAUGGAGCAACAGUCUUUUCCCUCCUGCUCCAAGAACACCCUUCUGUAUCCGGCAGUCUUCUGUCCCCGACCGGCGCUCCUCAGACUCGCGAUUGACAGUCAACUCGCCCAUAAAAGCCAACUCUUUCGAUGGAUUCGCCCGCAAUGUGUACGGAGACACUCUAAAUAUCUAUCCCACCAACUCAGUAUCAGCGACGGGAUUGUGCAAGUCAGACUCCUGCCUCUAUCAAAGGGGUAAGCCUGAUCACAUUACUGACAUGCUGAUCCAUGAGACCUGGUCAAGCUCUAUUGAGUCCUUGAUGAGAAAGAACAAAAUCAUUGCUGAUCCGGAGGAUAGCAUCGAGCUGGAGGCGUCCGGAGACUUCCAGCCUCACGUGCAACAAUUCGCCAAUCGACUGGCAGCUGACAUCGUUGAUAUCGGCAAGUCUGCCCUUGGAGGACAGCAAGACGCAGCGGGGACGACGGCUGGGUCGCACACGCAGCCGCACACGCCUGUUGUUGAGAGGAGGAGGGGGUUCAAACAGUCUCAUCUGACAUGCUUCCGAAGCAGGUCCAGCCAGGACCAAGCUGCUGCUGCCGUAGGGUCCGGAAGCUGUGAUGGCAAUGCUCCCUGCACCAGGGGUCCAAGAGAUGUGCCACUCAUCCACAUUGAGGGAGAUCAAAGGGUUGAAGAGACUCUUUCAAAGCCUGAAAGGACAGCAGCAGGAUCACAGGAAACAUCGGUAGAUGCCAUGCGAAUGGAGAUUCCUAUUCCCGGUAGCAGCAGCAGUGAGAGGGACAAGCCAGCUGUGGCGGUGGCUGCAAUAGUGAAGAGGGACAAGCGUUCAAUGAGUGCUAGCAGUGAAGAGAGCAUGGGGAGCUGGUCUCAUAUAACUCCCGAAGAUGACCCCCACGAGGAGACCAGUAGUUUUAUCCAGCUGAGUGAGGGGAACGGGACCAGCAGUGCGUCUAGCCUCGGCCUGGCAGACCUGGAUGCCUUCUCUGACGUUCCCUCUCAAAGCGCAGCAAUGAGCGAGGAGACAAAGAAAAGUCAACUGGAGGGAACAAAGGUGAAGACCUUAGAGAGCUCAUCAGGAAGUCCCGCAGGCAGCAGCAGUCACCUCAGGCAGCUUUUGGUGGUAAACUGUGACCUGGACCAAGAUUGUGAAGACUCUGAGCUCAGAGUUGCUCUGCAGUGGAUCGCUGCCUCUGAGUUGGGCCUUCCUGCUCUCUACUUCAGAAGGUCCAAGGAGAAGAGGUUAGCAAAGCUUCAGAGGGUGGUCCACCUGAUGGCCCAGAAGGCAUGGCGGAUUGCAGACUUGUUCAGCGCUGUGGCCCAGUUCUGUACGCUACACCAGACCCAGGAAGAGGGCAGGUCUUUUGGGGCCAGCCUUUUUGACUGGCUUUUGGAAACCAUUUAGGAGAAUUGGACCUCCUCUUACUGUAAACAGAAUCAGACACAGUUGCCCAUCACAGCUCAUCUGCAAUGAAUUUGUUACUGUUUGCCUCAUUCUGGCUCAUCUCUGUGUCUCUUGCUGUAAUCUCCAAACACAGCUUUGUGGCUACGACUGAGAAAAUUCAAGGUCUCGUAUGGUUCUCCAAGGUGGUUUGCCAGUUUAGCGGGAGAAUUUGACCAGCUUCCCUUUAACUCAAGCGUGUUUUCUUGUUUUCCAUUUUAUCUUCCCUGUGAGUUUUCUACAAACUCACAGCAUACAAUUACCAGCUAUAUAUGGGUUCAGUGUUCCUGAGGGGAGCCACCUUUCGAGUUUUUAAAGUUUUCAAAAGUCAGCACAUUUUAACAAUUUCACAAUACAUAUAAACAUAAUGUAUUAAAAAAAAAAAAAAAUCUGCUCCUCUUUCCAAUCCGAUGUGCAUAUUUGCUCUACGCAGGCAGAUCCUCCACAUCUUUGUUUUGUUCCUUGGCCAGUCUGCCUCCUCCGUAGUGACUUUGCCAUCCAUUCCUGUGUCAGUUUGUCGUUUAUCUUCCUGUUACCUGAGAUCUGUUUAUUUUGGAUAGCCGUAUACUGUAAAUACUGUAGAUUUUGGAACCGUUGCACCUUGGAGUAGUGGACUGCUCUCUAUAGCUUUUAAUAUGUCCAAAAUACAAAGUGAGGUUUGUAAUGUUGAAUUUGUAUGUGAAUUUGCUCGUCUACUUCUCUACUUAGUGGUGAAAUUGUGCAACAUCAGCAUCAGGUGGGGGUCGGUACAGAAAAAAAAGCACACAAUUCAGCUGUAAACUCUCACAGUAGAACUGAAUGUAUUUAUCUUUUGACAUCAAUAAAUUUCUGUGAUGUGAAGAAAAA